Sesamum indicum (sesame) is the source of this 1177-nucleotide messenger RNA. RefSeq lists its product as uncharacterized. Gene Ontology annotation, molecular function: structural constituent of ribosome; RNA binding. Lineage: Eukaryota; Viridiplantae; Streptophyta; Magnoliopsida; Lamiales; Pedaliaceae. Gene Ontology annotation, biological process: translation. The record is from RefSeq and is a predicted model, not a curated record. Gene Ontology annotation, cellular component: cytosolic small ribosomal subunit; ribosome.
UCUAGGGUUUCACUCUGCCACAAACACUAGCACGCAGGCUCUUCUCUCAAUUUCGCAGACAUUAGCGUCCCUUAGCUAGAAUCAUGGCAGAGAGAGGCUCAGGAGAUCGCGGCGGUUUCGGGCGUGGGUUCGGUGGCCGUGGCCGCGGAGGAGACAGGGGAGGUCGUGGACGCGGCCGCCGUCCUCGCCGUGAGACCGAGGAGGAGAAGUGGGUGCCGGUGACGAAGCUGGGACGGUUGGUAAGGGAUGGUAAGAUCAAGUCGGUGGAGCAAAUCUACCUCCACUCUCUCCCAAUCAAGGAGUACCAAAUUGUCGAUGCCCUGAUUGGACCCUCACUGAAGGACGAAGUGAUGAAAAUCAUGCCAGUUCAGAAGCAGACCCGGGCCGGUCAGAGGACUCGGUUCAAGGCGUUCGUGGUUGUCGGGGACGGUAACGGCCACGUGGGCCUCGGGGUGAAAUGCUCCAAGGAGGUGGCUACUGCAAUUCGCGGCGCCAUCAUAUUGGCUAAGCUGUCUGUUAUCCCUGUGAGGAGAGGGUACUGGGGGAACAAGAUCGGGAAGCCACACACUGUGCCGUGCAAGGUUACCGGGAAGUGUGGGUCUGUUACAGUGCGAAUGGUCCCUGCACCACGUGGUGCUGGGAUUGUGGCGGCGCGUGUCCCGAAGAAGGUGCUCCAGUUUGCGGGUAUUGAGGACGUUUUCACCUCAUCACGUGGAUCCACUAAGACUCUUGGGAACUUUGUCAAGGCAACUUUUGAAUGCCUCUUGAAGACCUACGGCUUCCUAACUCCGGACUUCUGGAGGGAGACCAGAUUCACAAAGUCUCCAUUCCAAGAAUACACCGAUCUGCUGGCGAAGCCGACGGGCAAGAUUGUUCAUGUUGUUGACGAUGCUGAGGCUUGAGGAAAGAACUUACAAGUUUAAAUUUUGCCUAAUGUUAAAUUCACUUUUAUGGUAAACAGGUCUGUUUAUUGGGAGUUUGAUUGGAUACUUUGUCUUCCUUCCUUUCUUUCUUAAUGCAAGGGACUUUUGCUGCCUUCUUGAUCCCAAAUUUUCUUGGUUGUGAUCUUAAGUUCGAUUCAAACAAUCUUGCGGUUUUCAUGGAUAAUGCUGUACUAUCACUUAUACAUACAUUAUUAUGCCUGUAUUUAUACUGAAGGCUUAGAUUUUAAUGUUAA